Messenger RNA from Onychostruthus taczanowskii (white-rumped snowfinch), 8787 nucleotides. It is a transcript of the gene LRRC3B, whose product is annotated as leucine rich repeat containing 3B. The transcript is spliced from 3 exons. NCBI's taxonomy places the organism in Eukaryota, Metazoa, Chordata, Aves, Passeriformes, Passeridae. Bases 288 to 1067 code for a protein of 259 amino acids. Gene Ontology annotation, molecular function: protein binding. The record is from RefSeq and is a predicted model, not a curated record.
CGGCGGUGGCCGCGAUGCGGGGGGAGGGGGGAAGAGGGCAUCUCCCUCGGAACGCGAGCAACAAAUGGCAGCGGCGGGCGGCAGCCGGGCUGCAGGACAGCGGCGGUGCCUGCUGCGCCCAGGCAUGCUUCUAAGAAGCGUAUUGACCAUGAGGAAGCCCGUGUGCUAGUAACCAGUUUUUACUAAUCCUGACGAAGAAAAUGAAGCCACGUUUCAGCUUUGCCGAUCCUUUUCCCACCCUGGCGGCUGAAUGAGAAAUGGUCGUGUGAUUAUGCUGACAGCCCAGCAUGCAUUUGGUAGACCUGUGGUUAACUCGUUCCCUCUCCAUGUGUCUGCUCUUACAAAGUUUUGUCCUCAUGAUACUGUGCUUUCAUUCUGCCAGUAUGUGCCCAAAAGGCUGCCUCUGUUCCCACUCCGGAGGUCUGAAUGUCAGCUGUAGCAAUGCAAACCUCAAGGAAAUACCCAGAGAUCUUCCUCCAGAAACAGUCUUACUUUACUUGGACUCCAAUCAGAUAACAUCUAUCCCCAACGAAAUUUUUAAGGACCUGCACCAAUUGAGAGUCCUCAAUUUAUCAAAAAAUGGGAUUGAGUUUAUCGAUGAACAUGCCUUUAAAGGGGUGGCAGAAACCUUGCAGACUCUAGAUUUGUCCGACAACCGGAUUAAAAGCGUGCACAAAAACGCUUUCAACAACCUGAAGGCCAGGGCCAGAAUUGCCAACAACCCCUGGCACUGUGACUGCACGCUGCAGCAGGUGCUGCGGAGCAUGGCCUCCAACCACGAGACGGCCAACAACGUCAUCUGCAAGACCUCUGUGCUGGACGAGCACGCAGGGAGACCCUUCCUCAACGCUGCCAACGACGCCGACCUCUGCAACCUGCCUAAAAAGACUACUGACUACGCCAUGCUGGUCACCAUGUUUGGCUGGUUCACCAUGGUGAUCUCCUACGUGGUUUAUUACGUCCGACAGAACCAGGAGGAUGCAAGGAGGCACCUUGAGUACUUGAAAUCCCUGCCAAGCAGGCAAAAGAAACCAGAUGAAGCUGAUGACAUUAGCACUGUGGUAUAGUAUUCUGAAUAAAAUGACCGCCUUUGUGGUGGAAACUAGAGUUGGAUGACGCUAAAACCAGAGGUUUACUUCUAACGUUCAUUGUAAACAUUAAGACUUUUGGGGCUUUUUUUUUUUUUCCUGUUUAACUGAAUUAUGCCACUGUUGAGCUUUCUAACAGAAAGUUUUGUCUGGGUGGUAAACUUCAAUUAUUUCUCUGGUGGUAUCCUAAAGCAAGCAAAUUAAUAUGUAAACAUUAGUUUAGACCCAUUCCACUAUUUAAUAACGAAAUUUAUUUUUUUAAUUUAAAAACCAAAUAAAAGCUUAAAUUUGAACCAUGUAAAGCAGAGUAAUUUAUUGAUCAGAAGCAUGUCCAGUGCCACAGCACUCUUGGCUUGUUCAGUGCCCAUGAGGUAGAAGAGAGGAGCGAUGAUGAAGUGGGAUGUGAGAGGUUCGGGACUGGAGAGUCCCCAAAGGGCACGUCUCACCCGUGGGUGCAAGGUGUGCAGCUGGUGAAUAGUGGCCCAUUUUGUGGGCUGCCUGCCACGGUGGGAAAGGGGCACAGUGUGGACAGAGCAGAGUGCCCUGACUCUGAGUGUAAGGGACUGAUGCUUGCUUAACCUCUCGGAGGGCAUUUUGGCAGUGCUGGGGAGGAGGCAACCUCGAGGAGCUGCACCUCAGGACAUCAAAGAGAGGUGCUGGAUUGAGCUCCACCGAGAACCAGCUUUUCCACACAAAUUGAGAAGAUGCCUGAGCUGCGUGGGCCGCCUGAAUUCAGGGAGAGUGAGCAGAUGGCACCCCUCGCUGCAGGCCUGCUGAUGCUGUUCCUGAUGAACUUGGUUUGAAACACUAGUUCUCAUCCCUUGUGGAAAACCACAGUGGUUCAUGACACAUGGACCUCAGCUGUUCCAGCUUCCUGUUCCCAUACAUGUGUGUGUGUUUGUGCACUUGUGUGGGUACAGCAACAUUUGACUCAGCUAGGUCUUGCUGGUGGGAGAGCAGAACUUCUGUGCUGGACUCACUGUGUGAGUUACUGUGUAUACAGAUGAUAAUACUGGAUGGCAACAAUAUCCCUGGGAAGCUCUCUGCACACUUGUUGGAGAGUGGGUGGGAGAGGGUCAGAGGGUGCUUGCCAUAAUCAUGUGCUAUUGCAGUAUUCAUAUAAGUGGUUUGUGUUUAUUCUGUUUUCUCUUUUCUUACUGGUUUAAUACUGGAGCCUCUUCUGUAAAAACGAAGGAGUAAUUAAAUCAUUACUUAUCAGUAAUGCCAUAAUGUUUCUGCCAUAAUGAAGAAGCGCUUAAUUACUGUAUGUUACCUGUCACAUCAGAGCCUGUCACAUUGCUUUUCUCAGGGAGAUUCCCCAGGGAAGGAGUCAGCCACGUUCUUGGUACAUCCCUGCCUGACUGCAGGGCACACAACUGAGCAAAACACCUUGUUCACCUGGCAGCUGCACUCAGGGGGGUUCUCUGUGUCUGUCAGAGGUAAACUAUCUACUCAUCUCUCAAACGUGUGUUUUCACAUGUAAACUUCAUUUCUUGUUGGAGCAAAGAUGUCAUUCAGAGGAGAUAGGUGAAGAUUGAUAAGAAUCUGCAAGUUAUUCUCCCAGGGAGAAAAGAGUGGCUGGCGUGGAUGAAGCAGAACUUGAUUUGAGGCAAGGGGUUACAGGAGUGCCUGGAAAAGUCAAUAAAACCCAGAAAUUGGGUGAGCUGUAUAUGGGGGAAGCCCUGAACUCUCUGCAGAGAAUGGAUGAAUAGGAGGGAGAAGCUGAGGUAAGAUGCCUACCUGGACAGGAUACUCUGCAUGGAGACAGGCAUUUAUUCAGGCGGGUGCUGGGGAGAGGGGGGCAGAUGCAGGGAAUUCCCCUGUUGAGUUGCCCCAGCCCUUGCUGACACUAUGACUUGUUUUCCACCUCCCAUAACACCAUUGAUCCUGCUGUCUGCUCCAGAAAGGCUGCGUGGGGGCAGAGCUGAGCUAGGAGAGGUAUUAGGAGGUUUAUGCUUCUGAUGGUCAGUCAUCCAGUCCCACCUGGGCUGGCCAGAGUGUUUCUUCCUGGACAGCUGGAGCUCCUGAAACCUGGCUUGGUGGAAGGCAUCCCACCGCUGGCGCUGCUCCUGCUGCGAGGCUGUUUCCCACUGAGUGGUGUGGGGGAGAAAAGGUUCCAGCCUCUCUGGUGGCUGCUGGGUUGAUCUGCCUCUCUCAUAUUGCUACCCCACAGCUUUGCUCUUCAAGCUGAUCCUUGGCUCUUCCCUGUCCUUCAUCAAGGGCUGAGGAGGAAAGAUAUUUUUUCUUUCUAGGAGGUGAAUCAUAAAUAAUGUCCGUGCUCUGCUUUCCCGCUGAAAGGUUUUUAAACCAGCUGCAUGUGCCCUUUGAAACACAGGGAAAAUGUAGUGUAUAUAAUGAAGUUAUCCCUUGUAUGCUUCUGUCUGCUUUGGAUGUAUUUUUAAAAAAAUUUAAGCUGGGACACCACCUACCCUGCUGUAAUGUCUUCCUGGGUGACAUCCAAAAGUGUAGAGGGUCAGAUCCUUACCUGCAGUAGAUUAAUGUAAUUCCAUUAAAAUCAAAGGAGCAAGUCUCAUUUAUCACAGUAAAGGUCCUCUUGCAGAAAGUAUUUUUAACUGCCAGCAUCUUCACUGAACAUGAGGGAAAGAAAUCCAUGGUAAUUUGGGGGGAAUAUUUAGCCAGUCUACUUUAAAGGUUCUCCUAUUUCCCUAAGUUGUGCUUAGGGAUUCCUAUCAGAGAAAAAGAUGCUGAUAAAGGGGAUGGUUUAGCACAAGUUUAAUUCAACAUUGACUUAAGCUGUCAGGGCUAAGUAGAUCAAGAAGAAUAGCACUCAAAUUAUGACAGCUUCAAGGCUUUGUAGAUAAGAGAAUCUGAUUUUAAUUAGGAUCUUCACUGAAUUUUGAAAAGAUCAUAUUGUUUCAUCAGUGUAUAGAAGGACAAGAAGCAACAUGAACUCUUCCACCUUAAAAGUGGGGGCAAACCUGUCUUUUGUUUUAGCCCAAAGCCUGUGAAGGUCAAUAUAACUUCUGUUCUUUUUCCUGGAAUUAUGUGGUACAAUAUUAUUGUUUCAAAUCUAUUACUAUACUGAAAAUGUUGUUGCUAUACUGCAAGGGCAGUAAAGCAGACUUUACUAAAAGCAAAAUUUUUCUUCAGCUGACUGAAGACAUGUCUCCCUCCCAGUUUAGAGGUAUCUCCCUUACUCAACAAGAUUUUUAAAAAAAUUAAGUUACUUUAAAAAUAUUAGUCUCAGGCUUUGUCUUAAGUUAAAAACUUUUAAAUCAGAGGUUUAUUAAGGUUAGUGUUUAUCAUGCUAAGAUUACGUCACUUGCUCCUAUGAGGAGUAUGUGGAUAAAUAGUUUACAAGCAGGCAUCCUGCAUUUAAAAAACCAUGUUUUGCAGAUUUAUGCAACUAAUUUUAGAUAUAGUGACUGUCUCUACCUAAGAUCCUGAUCACUGUCAAGGAAAUGAGAAUUUCUCAGGUCUAUUAUCAUCCUUAAUUCCAUUAAAUGUGCUCAAGCACCAUGAAUGUAAACCCUUGUUGUCUGUUGCCAGCCUCUUCUAGGACCUCAUCAUUCUUAGCUGGGAACAGAUCGGAGGCUGGUCUUGCUGGGGUGCUUGAUAUCAAAAAAGACUGAGAAACUCAUGUUGAAAUAGAGGAAAAUUGUUCAAUUUUUAAACAAAUAUACCGGGGUGAAGCUCACCUUUGGAGGAAAGAAUCUGUGGAGCAUGAUGGGAAAGGUGUUCAGAAAAUAGAUGGUUCACUUUUAUUGUUUCCCUUUCUUCUUUUUCACUUUUGAAAAUGAAGUCCUGCAAAAUUUUACAGUGAUUGGAGAAAUAGAAAAUAGUGAAUUGGCUACAGCCAAAUGAGAGGAUGUUUAAUAAGAGAAAGGAAAGGGGUUUUUUUUUAAGUCAGAUUGUAUUAGACUCUGCUAGUUUUUUUUUUUCCAGUGGCUAAUUAACUUCAGAUAAAAGAGAUUGUAAAGUCUUUAAUAUCAAUUUCAGUUCUUCAUGAAGAUGCAAGAACUCGAACAUCCUUGAUGCAUCCUUUAUUAAGCCAUGGAAAGUGUGAAAGACUAAACUCUUGAUCUUUCAAAUUGAUCUAAGGCAGACGAAAAUCAAGAAGGUUUUAGCUUUAUUCCCUUCAUCUGUCCUUGACCCAGCAGCUGUAAUUUAGCCAUCAAAUUGAUGGGGAAGACAAACUUCAUACAAAAUAUGUAUCUUCUCUCAUGUCAGCUACAAUGGAAGGAAUAUUUGGUGUAGAGGUUUUAAUUUCUUUUAAUUUCCCAAAGUUUCAAACUGAUCUGUGCAGCUCUAAGUAUACAGAAACUUAAAACCAAAUUUGCAGAACCUCAAGCAAAAGUCUGAUUGAGUUUAUAAAUCUGGCCUUGAUGAGAAGACUUAAGGCUGGAGUAUUCAGAUUGUUUUGGAAGUCAAGGUGAUUAAAUUUUUCUCUUAAAUAAGAAGACAUCUUUUAGCAUCUUCUUGAUGAAGACUCUAAGAUUGGAAGUGCCUGUUUAGGAAGAUGGUAAAAUCCAGAAAUCAAAGCAUCUUUCUUUAAUAAAAAUAAUUCUUCAUUUCAAAAGUGCAGAGCAGCCUGGGAGAAUGAAGACAAGCCCAGGACCCCUUCUUUUUGUGCUGAGCUGUGAUGCUCUCAGAUGCUGAGUGAGGGUCUGUGGGGAUAUUGCUACCAGUGGGGUGAGAAUUGAUCAGAAGGGAGUUACUCUUUCUGGCUCUGCCUGGGGUGAGAGCAGGGUGUGGCUUUGCCAGUUUGGUGGGUUGUCAGCCUGGUCGUCAGCAGGAGUUUGCACUGCUCCUGCCUGCACCUUCCCCACCAUGCAUGGGACUGCUGUGGGGCUCACCCAGAUCAUCUCCCAUCUGGCCUGCCAGGUGUGGGGGUGUUUGUGGCAAGAGUUUCUUCCCUUUCCACUUUGAUUUUUUCCUUCCUGUCAGUCACUGAAGGGAAGAUUCCGUCCUCUGUGUCAGUGCAGAACAAUGGCAUACCCCAGCAGGGCCUAAGGGCUGGGGAGUAAUCUGCAGAUAUAUCCAACUCCAAGCCCUGCAGAACAGUUUGUCUUCCCCACUCGUGAUUCCUGUAAUGGGAGGAAGUGUGUUUAGAUAAGGAGUCUCACAUUUGAGAGGUCUGUUUUCUACGGGCAAUGUGCUGUCUGUAUCUUUUGCACACAGGGCAAGAGAGGCUCUGGCAUUGCAAGAGCAAAGCCUAAAGAGCUCCUCAAAAACACAUGCAGCUUACUAGUAACCACUUCUAAAGAGAGGACAUUGCUUUUAUGUCCUGUUUUCUAAGACUGUUGCCAGAGGAAAACUGCGUUUACUUCAGUGUCCUGAAGGGGACACUGAGGAUGAAGGGGCUCAGAGUAUCCAAAUUCUUGGUUACUGAUUAGAACUAAAGGUCUUGGUAUCAGAUAUCGUAUCCUAAUGGAGUAUUAAUUAAUCAGCUGGCUGGGAAAGUCUGGCUUUAGAAAUAUGUAACAUAACUGAAGUGCUUCCACUUUUGCUCAUCAAAUUCAGCAUGAAGAUCAAUUUGUGCAUCUGCAGCCUCUUCAAAAGUAGCUGACAACAGAAUGGCUUGUUUGUUCAGAGACAAACUUCUGUGGCUUGUUACAUGAUAUGGAGUAUCUGAGUUCACCUUCCUGUCUUGUAUUUACUGUUAUCCUAGGAAAAGGGGUUGGGGAAACAACAGGAAACCUUGAGACAGACUGGGAUAAAAAAAAAAUAUACUCUGUGACAGAACUUUAUGAUGGAAUAAACUGUGUUUUAUGUUAUCCCCUUAUACACCCAGCUGUCUAAACUCUUUUCACUCACCUGAGACCUGUCAGUGUUGGGAACAUCUGCUAAGAUGUUCCACUGCUGCUGAUGGGUUUGACAUUCAGUAAACACUUGCAAAAUUUUAUAUAAAGAGGGAUGCAAUAUGUUUUUCCUGAUCAUCCCUAUUUACCAUUAAAGAACACUAAAGUUCACUGAAGGUUUUCCAGCUGGCUGGUUUUGAAUUGAAUUGUUAUUGCUCUUAAGUCCUCAAGCACGUUUGCACUUGCUCUCCCUUGCUUAAUGUACUUGUUAUAAAAGUAAAAGGUACUGUCUUUUCUUAGACUUGUGAAUAUAGCUGAGAAAAAGGAGGGGGACCCAAUAGACAAGAUCUUUCAAACAGCAGAAACUGAAAAAUUUCUUGCAUGUUUUUUUUUUCUCCCAAUUAUGUCAGUUGGCUACGAAAACAUGUCAACUUCUCCCAUGUAUCUUGCCAGAGGCCUUAUGACAGCUAAAACAAUGCUGUUGCUGUUUAAAUGAAUACAGUGUUUUCAACUUUUGAGAGCAAAUAUAGUAUUCAUAAUCCCACUAAUAUUGAUAUUCAUAGAAGAGACUACUGGUUUACCAAUCAACUGCUUAUUUUACAAGUCUGUCUCAAAACAGCCCCAACACCACUGUCCACUUUUCAAUAUAAUCGUGUUCCAGCCCACUGACAACACUUAAGACAGAGUUUUCUGGCAAAUUGGAGAAAACAUGACCAGGUAAAUAUGGAAUAAAUGGGAAGUCAAACAAUCUAAAUGUAAUGAUUUUCACUAGAUGAUCAGAAAGAGUUUGCCUAUUUCUAAACAGAAUUUGGACAGAUUUGCUAAUCACAUCUGUCAUUGCUGCAGACUUGGUCUGCAAUAAUUUGUGUUACUGUGCAUCCCCAGACACGCUUGUCUCUGCUGGGACAGUAUAAUCACCCAGUGAGGCUUCCUUAGCAUUUCAGUGCCACUGCACCAUCCUAGGCACUUUUCUCAUGACCAUGUGCAAGGCUAAAGUCAGAAUUUCCAGUGCACAGAAGGCAGAGUAUAGUCAUGUCCAUAAAGCACAGGUUCACUCCAAAAAAGACCUGAACAAAAUCUACAUUAAUAGAAUGUAAUAGAAGUGGUGACACAGUGUGUGACCAGUUGCACGGUUUCUGAUACUUCUAAAGUGAUUAAGUAUAAAUAAUCAAACCAUGAAAACAUUUUUGCUGCUCGACAGGCGUCUUGGCACCAUGGUGUCAGCUUUGCAGGGACAGCCAGUGACACAUUAGUUGGAGGAUAAGGUAAUGGGUUCACAGAGCACAUCAGCAACAGAUCAGUAUGCCAAGCAAAACAGAACUAAUGGAAAAAGAAUCUUCAGGACAUUUCUGCACAGAAGAAGCCAAGGGGAAAAUCUUAAGAGAACAAGAAGAGCUAUAUUAUCCUACUAAACUGUGUUUUGUGAUGUUGCAGCACGGAAUUGAAGUUGGUGCCAAUUCUUGUCUCUUAGACAAGAAUUUCUGAGCAUUUGAGAAGAGUUGGCUCAAACUGAUGUGGAAGAGUUGCCUUCUUUUCUUUUUGAGAAAUUCUUGUUGUUUUGCAAACAGGUCCAAGUAGUGUUUAAAUUUUCCUGGGCUUUUUUUUGGGUUUUUUGUUAUUCCUCAGUUUCAAAUAAAGUGUCUUAAUUUACUACUCCAUAGAAAAAUUAUAUUUUAACCUUGAGGCAUAUAUACUGGUUUUAUUUCAUGUUGGCCUAUUCAGCUGCAAAGCAAGUAGUGUGAAUCAAAGCUGUUGGUUUAGAUAAUUUGUUGGCUUCCAUUUAAAGCCAAUAACCCUAACACUUCCAUAACACUUCGUGACUGCGCUAGUUCUCAAAGAAAUAACACACACAUGCGGCUUUCAUUGAUCUUUGGGAAGGCUGGAGUGCCAUUCUGUUAGCAUUUUAAAAGCUAUUAAAACUUUCAAUUAAACAGUGU